AAACUGGCGGCUCUCAGCCCUGGCUCCGCGCCCCCUGCAGCAAUGGCCUGGAACACCAAUCUCCGCUGGCGGCUGCCGCUCACCUGCCUCCUCCUGCAGGUGAUUAUGGUGAUCCUCUUCGGCGUGUUUGUGCGCUACGACCCGGAUGCGGACGCCCACUGGAUUGAGGAGAGGUUGGGCAGGAACAUCUCCAGCGACAUGGACAACGAAUUCUACUAUCGCUACCCCAGCUUCCAGGACGUGCACGUGAUGAUCUUCGUGGGCUUCGGCUUCCUCAUGACCUUCCUUCAGCGCUACGGCUUCAGCUCUGUGGGCUUCAACUUCCUGCUGGCGGCCUUUGGCAUCCAGUGGGCGCUACUUAUGCAGGGUUGGCUGCACUCCUUUCACAGCGGCUACAUUGUCCUGGGCGUGGAGAACCUCAUCAACGCGGACUUCUGCGUGGGCUCUGUCUGUGUGGCCUUUGGGGCGGUCCUGGGCAAAGUCAGCCCUGUUCAGCUCCUCAUCAUGACCCUCUUCCAAGUGACCCUCUUCUCAGUGAAUGAGUUCAUUCUUCUCAACCUGCUGGAGGUGAAGGAUGCAGGGGGCUCCAUGACCAUCCACACAUUCGGCGCCUACUUUGGGCUCACAGUGACCUGGAUCCUCUACCGACCCAACCUGUACCAGAGCAAGGAGAGGCAAAGUUCUGUGUACCACUCGGACCUCUUUGCCAUGAUCGGCACCCUCUUCCUGUGGAUGUACUGGCCCAGCUUCAACUCAGCUGUGUCCCAUCACGGCGAUGCCCAACAUCGAGCUGCCAUCAACACCUACUGUUCCUUGGCAGCCUGUGUGCUCACUUCGGUGGCGCUGUCCAGUGCUCUGCAUAAGAAAGGCAAGCUGGACAUGGUGCACAUCCAGAAUGCCACGCUCGCGGGAGGGGUGGCCGUGGGCACGGCCGCCGAGAUGAUGCUCAUGCCUUAUGGCUCCCUCAUCGUUGGCUUCAUCUGCGGCAUCAUCUCCACCCUGGGCUUUGUGUACCUGACGCCCUUCCUGGAGUCCCGGCUGCGGAUCCAGGACACAUGUGGCAUUCACAACCUACACGGCAUGCCCGGCAUCAUAGGCGGCAUCGUGGGGGCCGUAACAGCGGCCUCUGCGAACACUCAGCAGUAUGGGCAGAAGGGGCUUGCCCAUGCCUUUGACAUUGAUGCUACCAAGACAACUUGGACAGCAAGCAUGCAGGGCAGUUUCCAGGCUGCCGGCCUUUUUGUGUCACUGGCCAUGGCCCUGGUGGGCGGCCUCAUCGUAGGGGUCAUUUUGAAAUUACCCUUCUGGGGACAACCUGCUGAUGAGAACUGCUUUGAGGAUGCCAUUUACUGGGAGAUCCCCGAGGACCAGAAGAGCCUCGUCUCCCGUUCUGAGGAUCCUACCCUCAGGCCCACGGAACCUUAAAAUCCCAGGGCAAGUGAGAAGCCGGUGAGGGUGAGCUCAGCUUAUUUGUGGGGGCCCAGCUCUGGGAAUCCGAGCUGGGGCAAAAACAUCAAAAAAUGAUGAUUUGAGUUUCCACCUCCUCUGCCUGGAGUGGAGCAGCAGGCUGGAGUUGGUGGGGAGGUACUCAGACUACGUGCCUCCUGGACAGACAGGAAUUUGUGAAAGGCGCUCUAGACUGAAGGAAUGUAUGGAAGGUGGCCUGCGUGUGUACUUGGCUUUGCUGCCUAUUGACUGAGUGACUUUGAGGGUCUUUCCAUCUGAGAGAUGGAGCCUUGAUUUCCUCAUUUAUAAAAGUGGAGAUGACACUUCUGCCCGGCUCUACUCCCUUGAUCGACUCAGGUUAGACCCAUUCUUCCUUCCUUCCCUGUCUCCUUCCUUUUUUCCACUAACUAACAUUUCCUUGCUCCCUCUGAGGACUGUGCCAAGCCCUGUCUCGUGCCUUUUGCUUCUCUAACCCUGCAGAGACCUCUACAGGAGGGGUGCAGUCACUUUACUCUUUUUAAUAGAUGAAGAAAUUAAGGCUCCGAGGGGUUCAGGCUCUUCAAAGUCACACAAAGGGCCAGUGGAAGAACUGGGCUCUUUCGUCACUGUCAUUGUUCUCAUAUCUGUUAUCUGACCUCCUUGGAGGCCACAGCUUGGAAGGAGCUGCAUCUGGGGCAAGAGGCUGAGUAAUGCGGCAGGAGAGGAUGUUGGGAUUUAACAGAGAAAACAAGGCUGUGGUCCAGAAAAGGAAAACUUACCUAAGGGGCCACAGCAGGACGUGACAGUCCACUGCUCUUGGCUCCCUCCCUGCAGGCUCCACAGACUCUCCUGGUGCUCCCUGAGGAAUCAGUGCUGACCAAGCCAGGAACCCAAGAGCAAGGCCAACGGUACCCUGCCUGAUGGCUUGAUCCAGGCCCCACCCUCACCCCCAUCCCAGGGGGCCUGCCUGAGAAUGGAGGAGGAGCUGUAGACAGAGUGGGCAUCCAAGCCAGGUUCUGGCUGCAGGAGACCUGCCACCGGGGGUGCCUGCAUCCUGAGUGGGGGCCAGGUACUAGAGGUGGACCCCUAGCCCUUCUAGGGGACAACACAGCUGCCAGCCACUGAGCUCCCUGGGCUCUCCCACUCCCUGCCAGUAACUUCCAUGCCCCCUGAGUCCUCCAGACCUCUCUGUGCCAUGCAAAUGGUGGCCUCCAUGAAUAAAGGUCCUCGGUGUUCUUUGUA
Molecule: messenger RNA, 2667 nt
Organism: Sus scrofa (pig)
Lineage: Eukaryota; Metazoa; Chordata; Mammalia; Artiodactyla; Suidae
Gene: RHCG
Product: Rh family C glycoprotein
Biological process (GO): ammonium homeostasis; ammonium transmembrane transport
Cellular component (GO): basolateral plasma membrane; apical plasma membrane; plasma membrane
Molecular function (GO): ammonium channel activity
Source: RefSeq, marked provisional